Cloeon dipterum is the source of this 3174-nucleotide messenger RNA. RefSeq lists its product as uncharacterized. The record is from RefSeq and is a predicted model, not a curated record. Bases 549 to 1106 code for a protein of 185 amino acids. The transcript is spliced from 10 exons. Lineage: Eukaryota; Metazoa; Arthropoda; Insecta; Ephemeroptera; Baetidae.
CCCCUAUGAGCGGAGCAUGUUGCCGGCUAGCAGUUGAAACCUGCCUCAAGCAUCUUUGCGAGAGAUUUUCGUCCUGGAGUGCUCAGGUCAUCCUGCAGAACUGAACUGAGUCAUUUCGAGAGUGCCUGUCACCGUUGUGCGGGCGGAGAGAGCUUGAUGUUGGAGAGAGACGCAUGAAAAGUGGGUGUAUCAGUGGCCGCGAGCAACGCAAAACACAACAACAACACAGCCAAGUGUAAAAACCUUCGCACCUGGGAGUCUCGGCUGUAGAGGAGCGUAAACCUGACAGAAUGUACGCCAAGGGCGGCGGGCGCCCUGGACGGGAGAAUGACAGCCAAGUUUGUCAAGCAGUGGUUGGUGUCGAGCGGGCCCAGGAUGCUUCGCCAGCACCUCAUCUCGAGCCCAAUGCUCGGUCAACACAACUUACACGUACUUCCGACUUGUCUCGCAGGAGGGUUGUUACCGGCGGCAAGAACUAGUGUUGCGGCAGCCCUGUUCGGUAGGCUUGGUGGCAUGCGUCCUCCAGUGGUGGCUAGGGAACACUCGCCAUGUGCUGGGCCCAGCCACAAGUGUGUUGCUUUGGCGAGCGACAACGAAAGGUCGGCGGCGGCACCGAAAAGGCCCUUGCUCAGCUGCAGCUAAAUGCAACAGGCCUGGCGCCAGACCCAGUGGUCCUCCUAAAACCAAGCGACUUCGUGGCCGCAGUUCAGCCUCCACAAGGCAUGCUGCAGAACCAAAACGAGGAGCAGAUGACACGCAGCAGCAGCGCCAAGUCCGCCACGAGCCGAGUAGGACAGGCAGGCACGCCGCCACUCCUGCCCAGCCACAACCCAGGCAGUGCUGAGCUGCAGCCUCCACCAGCUGAGCCCGCUCGGAGAGGCAAUACUCUGUCGAGAAGCGCGCCGUGCCAACUCUUGGCCGUACCCGAUGCAGACUCCUAUGUUGGCAGCUUAUCGCCUACAAUUGACAAUUCUAAUGCCAACUACACAAACGAGGUUAUUGCUGAUGUUGGAGGUCAAAUCCCUCCUUUAGACGUUCUCUUCAACUUGUCACAAGGGACAAACUUAGUUGACCCUUCCGCUGCCAUCCCCCAAAAGGUACAGUGAGAUUGGAGCUGAAAGAGCAGGGAUACACAUAGUACAGAUUAAUCCCGAGCGCAAGAGGACCUCCAAAGAUCUUACCCGGAUUUGAAAAGGCCGACUCUAAGAACCUGCCUGACGUCGAUAUGGUCAUGUUGGCACAUUACUUAAGCACCAAAGGUUCCAUGUGGAGUCCGGAACUCCGGCUGCUGAAAGUCGCUAGGCCCUGAGCUGAGAUGGUACCCCAAGGGUUGCUUCCAAGAUUUGCCACUAGGUGUGAUGGAUUUUACUAAGAAAAUGAGGAUGGAAUCUGCAGGCUUGUUUUCUCGAUUGCCAUUUCCGUAAUCAGCAUAACCAGUGAUGCAGUCGUUACUCUUGAUGUACCUCAAAUUUGUACAGGCCAAUGCAGAUCAUUUUUAACUUAAGCGAGUAUCGUCGCCCUCUUGCCUCUUUUGCACCCUCUGUCAGCUGGCUAUGAAAAAUUUCAUAGCAUUUGCCCUUGACAACCUUUCUCAAGGACAAAAGCAGGUUUGGGAUUUCCUGCUUGUUGGCUUUGGCAAGUUGUUUGAUUCGAUGCUUAAGCCGGUUGACUGUUUUUUGUUUUUCCUCCAGUUUCCUAAUUAAAAGUCUCUUCCUCGGGGUCAGCAUCUUCUUCGAAUAUGCUCCAAUUUCUACACAAAUCCGUGAUCUGGUUUUUCGGAUGUUUUUUUUGUCUGCAUUUUUAUGCUCAAUGAUCUUCUUGGCUGCAGCUUGGAUUUGCACCGGAGUCCUUACAACCAGAGCCUGCCUCUCUUUGGUCUUAUCAAUCUGCGCAUUCAUGCCAUCCUAUAUGAGAAACAUAAAUUCUUAUGGUUUUGACUGUAUUUGAGACACUAAUAUUUGUCUUUGCAAGCUAUAAAAGCUACAAGGAUAAUUUUAAUUUUUGCAACUGGCAUCUUGAAUUGAAAAUCUUUAAUGCUCUGGGAACGGUAUUUGACUAAUAUUUUUCAUACUUGCUCCAUUCAGUGCCAAAUUUGAAAAAAUCUAAAAGCCAGUGAUAUUUUAAAUUGGAUUAAAAUAUUGUGUGUAAUUACUUUAUUCAUUCUAACUGGUUUCACUAAAUCUUCCUCUUGAAUAUGCUUUUCAGGCGUCCGCAGAUCAGGAUAUUCUACCUCAAGGUCGACGUCACAUUCCAUGGGCACUUCUUCUGCAAAUUUUUCAUGUCCGUGCUGCAAUGGGAGGUCUCUCAGCCAGGAAAUUGAAGGUGGCAGCCGGCGGGACCCCGCCCAUUGCCAAUUUUUUAAGUUUGAUGGCUGCUGUCGGGGCUUCCGCAGCUUAACCACAUUCACGAUGGCUGGUGGUGGAGAGCCAAAAUUUGCCUGCUCACAGGGCGUAUAGCGAGGCUGGUUGAGACCGCUAAUGCUUAUUUUUUACAUUUUAUUUCCUUGAAAGCACAAUGUAACGCUUGGUUUGUUAUAUUUAAACGAAAAUUACAUCUAAUAAUGGAUUUAAAUUACAUACCUUGAUUUUAAUCAAUGCAAUUGCAAGUAAAAGUUGAAUUAACGUUUGUAAAUUCCUGCCACUAUCAUAUUUUAUUACAAUUGGCAAGGAGUGGUUCUAUUCCCUAACCAGGCCUAGGAAAAGACGGCAAUUUUUUAACUUUGAGCAGUUUGUUUUUUGAAAUUCCUCAACAAAUACUAUUGAUAUUAAUCACCCCCCUAAAUUAACGUUUACGUGACUUUUAUUUCAUAUAUGUCAAACAAUGCAUAUUAUAAUUAUUUUGUUUUACCAAGUCUUGUUGCUCUAGGAACAGUAUUUGACUAAUAAUUUUCAAACUUGCGCAAUUCAUUGCCAAAUUGUAAAAAAACUAAAAAUAAACUAAAAGCUAUUGUUCUUUUAAACUGGAUUAAAUAAUUGUGUAUUUACGAUAUUCGUUCUAACCAGUUUUACGUCAUCAUCCUUUUGUACAUGUUUUCCAGGUGUUCGGAGUUCCUUCUUCGUGUCAGAAUCCACUUGUGAGUCAGUGUCCUGUUCAUGCUGUAAUGGGGCCUCAGAAGUGAAAAUGUGAUUUUAAGCAAAUUGACAAUGUUGAAUAAACAAUAUUAUCCAAUGGCUA